GUGAAUUUUCACGGUUCUCCCUAACAAACUACUGCUCCACUUCUCCAUUUGGUUUUAAUAUGCAAAAGCUAAAGAGCAUGGAAAAACUCCCUAUACUUUUGCUCUUCUUCCUUGGCUCACACCUUCUCACUUCAUCGUCUUACGAUGGGCCACUCUACGAUUCAUCGGCUUACACCGAGUGUAAACCGCAACCCGAGGAGCCACUCUACAAUGGAGGGAUGCUCGAGAAUCAAAUCCCCGAAUUUCGACGUUUGAAUUCGAGCGAUGGCAUUCGAGUUAACAUUUCACCUUCGUUUACACUUCAAAAUCUUGAUCAAGGCACCCGAUAUUUUUGGAUCAAAAUCAACGGUUCAGAUUCGAGCCUCAUAAGAGCAAGCCUCGUGACCGAAGAAACUACACUUGAAUGCAUAGGAACCGUGAUCGCAAAACAGAGGUGUUGGUCGUUUCUCAAGGGCGGAUUCAUACUCUCAUCCCCAUCAAAAUCAUCCACACUUUAUAUCAACAACACGAGCGGCCUAGAUAUCGACAUAGAAAUCGCAAGUGCCUCUUUGCAGCCGUUUACCGAGCAUCAAUGGAGACUCAAUCAAGAAGCAAAAAUCAAUGAGGCAAGAAAACGUGCAAUCACCAUUCACAUUUCGGACGAAAAGGGCAUAGCAUUGCAAGGAGCGGAAAUCAGAAUAGAGCAAGUCUCCAAAGAGUUCCCAUUUGGGUCCGCCAUAGCCAGCACCAUUAUAGAAAAUCCACCAUAUCAGAAAUGGUUCCUGGACCGAUUCAACGCGGCCGUUUUCGAGAACGAGCUCAAAUGGAACGCGACGGAGCCCGCGCGUGGGCGCGUGAACUACACCACCCCGGACCAAAUGCUGGCUUUCGUCCGGGCCAACCGGAUCACGGCCCGCGGCCACAACAUCUUCUGGGAGAACCCGGAGUACACUCCCGGGUGGGUCCGAAACCUAUCGGGUCCGGAUCUCGGGUCGGCCGUGUGCGACCGGGUCCGGAGCCUGCUGACGCACUACCGGGGCGAGUUCGUUCACUGGGACGUCAGCAACGAGAUGCUCCACUUCGACUUCUACGAGCGGCGUCUUGGGCCCGCGGCGGCGCUGGGGCUGUUCGCGGCGGCCCACCGGGUCGACCCGCUGGCCACUCUUUUCAUGAACGAGUUCAACGUGGUGGAGACGUGCGGCGACGGCAAGUCCACGGUGGACGCCUACGUGGAGAGGCUGAGGGGGCUGAGGGCCGGCGGGGUUUUUAUGGAUGGGAUUGGGCUGCAGGGACAUUUUGAUGAGCCCAAUGGGCCGCUUAUGAGGGGAGUGAUUGACAAGCUCGCGACGCUGGGCCUGCCCAUUUGGCUUACUGAGGUGGAUAUUAGCGACAAGUUCAGCAAGGAGACACAGGCGAUCUACCUAGAAGAAGUUCUGCGAGAAGGCUUCUCACAUCCUGCGGUCAACGGCAUAAUUCUCUGGUCGGCCCUUCGACGAGGCGGCUGUUACCAAAUGUGCCUCACAGACGGUGACUUUAACAACCUCCCGGCUGGCGAAACUGUCGAUAAGCUCCUAAAAGAAUGGAAAACCGGAGAUUUGGAGGGAAAAACCGACGAGCAUGGUUCUUACAGCUUCAUCGGGUUCUUGGGUGAUUAUAAAGUCACCGUAGGUUAUAGAAACAACACGGCCAGCUCGACUUUUUCACUCUCUAGAGGAAGGGAGACCAAACACUUUAACAUGCAGUUGUAAUUUCCAUGAAAGUGUUACAAGGAUGAUUGAAUUUGAAUCUAUUAAGGGAGUUAUUACUUAUUUUAUUAGUUGGAAGUUGGUUAAU
Striga asiatica is the source of this 1812-nucleotide messenger RNA. The record is from the annotation of a GenBank genome assembly. Lineage: Eukaryota; Viridiplantae; Streptophyta; Magnoliopsida; Lamiales; Orobanchaceae.